This is a messenger RNA of Adineta ricciae, 2373 nucleotides long. NCBI's taxonomy places the organism in Eukaryota, Metazoa, Rotifera, Eurotatoria, Adinetida, Adinetidae. The record is from the annotation of a GenBank genome assembly.
AUGUCAUCAAUUACAAUUAUACCACAACCAACAACAUAUGCAACAACAACAGCAAAUAAUUUACCAAAUAUUAAUUUACCACCAAUGCGUCCAUUAUAUUUACAACCAUACGCUCCUCAACAACAACAACCACCAACUUACCAUCAUCUUAAACAACAAAUUCAGCCUAAGCCUAUGUUAUAUGGAUCCAAUCAUCGAAAGCAAAAUUAUCUACACAAAUUUCAAACAGGUACGACUACUACAUUUAAUGGAUAUACUAACUUUUCAGGUACACGUACAACUAAUUUACCACCACCACCACCACCACGUCGAAAUUUACCACCUCCACCACCACCACGUACAAUAUAUCAUCAUAAUCCUUAUCAUAAUAAUUAUAAUAAUCGUUAUUACCAUCAUCGUCAUCAUUAUAAUAAUAAUUUUAAUAAUACCCAAAAUUUACCAUCAUUACUUGAUUUAAAUCCCUUCCAUUUACCAUCACGUCAUAAUACACGUACAUUUACCACUGCCCAACAUUAUCAUCCUAAUCAUCAUCAACAACAUUAUCCCCGUUCAUUAUCACGAUCCCGUUUUCAUGUUUUAUCCCAAUUACCAUCAAAAUCACGGUCCCGUUCACGUUCUUACCAACGUCCAUUACCACCACCAAUUAAGCCCCGUCGUAUUCAUCAUCAACAACAACAACAACAAUUUAAUCGCCACCGAUACCAACAACAACAACAACGUCCUACCAUACCACCAUACAACAAUACCAAUAAUAAUAUUAAUAAUAAUAAUAAUAAUUACAAUGGAAUUAAACGUACUUUACAAGGCAUUAUAUUAUCUGAUUCUAUGUGUUCAAGAUUACGUACAUAUGCCAUUAAAAAAUUACCAUUAUAUGAUAUUGAAUUAAGUUAUGAAUCAGGUUGUGAUAUUUAUAAAAUGAUACAAUGGUUAAACACACCUGAAGGUCGCGGUACGGUAGGAAAUAAAGAUUUUCUUCUUUUUUGUUUGGGUACUAAUGAUGUGGGACGGUACGGUGUCGAUGUCUCUCUGCAGCGAGUUAGUGAGCUCAUAAGUUUCGUGCGACAGUCAUACCCAGGAAACCGGGCCAUUGGUUGGUUAGCUUUGUCACCACGAUGGAAACCAACGAGAUUCGUCUCUGCGGCCAACAUCGGACAAAUGCAUAAUCAAUUUAAUGAGCGUCUUCGGAUCUUAUCCAAGCAAUUGGAUUUUGAUGUUGUUGACGCGCGUCUAGGACUUGCGGAUAUGCGUGUAGAAGAUGGGCUACAUCCAUCUAAUACCACUGGCAAAUGGAAAUAUGAAGGAGCUACUCGUGAAUGGUUCUCUUCUCGUGCUGCCGCACACUAUUCUAUCUUUUUUCAGCGUCGUCGAUUUCCAUCAAGAUCAACAGCACCAACUACACCAACGACGACAACUACAUUAUAUAAUGAUAACAAUAUUAAUAAUUAUAAUAUGAAUAUGCAACGGCAGUACCAACCUCGUCCAAAUAAUAAUUAUUAUUACCAACAGCAACAAAAUAGAAUCAGUUUAAGAAAAAAGAAAUCCAAGCCUAAGAAGAAAAAGAAAAUGCCAAUUGAGAAUGACCCAAGAGCCCCAGAAGGUAGCCCAAUAUUAUUAGUUAGUGACAAUAGCAAUAAGGAACCAGUAGAAAAGAAAGCAAGACCCGACACCCCAGUUGAUUCAGCAGCAAAGAGACCCCGACUUUUUUCACACGUUUUUAAACCCCCCAAAGUAGCCCCCCGCUCUCAACAACAACAAGAGAUAGUCAUCCAACAUGAAGAAGAAGUCUUACCCCUUUUACCAACAACACCACCAGGAUUACCAGCACCACCAGUUUUAAGUCCACGACAGAGUACACCAAGAACACCAAUAGCACCACCAAGACCAUUAGUAACAAGUCCGCAAAUUGAUCCAUCACACCAAGUUGAGAAUAGAGAUGAACCCGAAGUAGUUGAGAAUAUACAAGUUAAUGAGCAGGUAACACCAAUGGAACAAGAAAUAGUUAGAAAUUCACCCUCAGUAAUUCCCAAAGAUAUAGAGAACUUUAAAAUAGAAUUAUUCGAUUUUCCAAUUAUCCCGAUUGAGUGUAAGUUUCAUUUUAAGAUCUUCCAUGUAACAGCAAAUAUAGAAAACAUAAUAGCACAUAGGGAAUUCUUAGAAAAGAAAGCGAAACAACAGGAAGUUGAGUUAGAACAUCUAAUGGAAAAUUCCAACGGAGAUUUACGUAGAAUAGUAGUUAAAUUUAUUAGAGAGAUAGUUGACCCACUGAUAGAUAGUUUAAAGAUUUCAAACCAGAAGCGCUUAGACAACCUUAUCUUAGACCAGAUGAAGGAGAGGUCCUUAAGAACAAUUAGAAAUAGUAAGGAUAAGAAUAGU